AUGCAAACGACAACAACCAUUCAAACUAAGAUGGAAAAUUCAGCAGUGUCGGUUGACCAAGUCAUGCUUCGUGUUGUAGAAAGUGGUGACACCAAAACACUUUUGAAACUGGUGAACUGCGGAAAAACUUCCAAUACAUCUGAUAUAAAUGGGGACCCUCUUCUGUUCAUUCCCAUUGUGAAUGGAAAUAUAGAAAUGCUUGACACCUUACUUACAUAUGGCGACUGCGAUUUGGAGUUGUCUAAUUUUGAAGAGAGGACAGCCUUGAUGCUUGCUGUAGAAAUGGACGACAUCAGAAUGGUCAGACAUCUAAUCAAAGCAGGAGCAAAUGUCAAUGCUACAGACAACUUAGGUAAAACUCCACUUCUGCUCGCUUUGGAGGACGGAAAAUUUGAAAUUGCCGAGUACCUGAUCAAGCACGGAAGUGACGUGAACAGCGUGGAUGAUUUAGGUCAGUCUGCUCUGCUUCACAUCACUAGAGGAGAGAGGCGGGACUGUGCCAGAAUUAUUCGGAUACUGCUCCAAUGUGAUUAUAAAAUAAAAGAAAAGAUAGAUGAAAUAUCCCGAGAAGAGAUUGUUACGUAUCAGAAACAACAAGAAAGGAAAAUCCCCACACUUGUGAGGAAAAUUAGCUUGAAAAUGAAACGUCUUCCAAGCUUUCGUCAGUCCAUUAGGAUAACCAAGUACUCAUGAGCGUCUCCAGGAGUUUGUGUAGGCAAAUAUCUCCGUACCGUUUGGAGAUAAACUGUGCAAUGACCUUUCAAGGUCACCUGUACCUGUCCAUACACGCCUACCUUGUUUUUUGUUUUCGAUAACAAGGGUGAGCAGUGAAAACUAAAGUGCCUCAAAGAUCUCCACCAGGCGGUCUUGCUUUGGCAUAGGCCCCGUUAUAGUUCGGGCCGGUGAUAGUUCGAAAGGACUGCUACAAAUGCGAAAGUCCGUGUACGUAAAAAGAGACAUUACCAAAGAAUGGACGAUUGUGACAAAUGAUUUACAUCAAACGACUGCAUUUGAUGAAUAUGAGAAUUAUAAUGUAAAACAAACUCUGCACGUGUUGUGCAAAUACCAUUAUAAAUUGUUGUACUUUUAAGGUAGCAUUGUCUUGUUUGAAUUGGCUGUAUUCUAAAUAAAAAAUAUUC
Messenger RNA from Magallana angulata, 1139 nucleotides. Its product is annotated as ankyrin repeat and SOCS box protein 3-like. Gene Ontology annotation, molecular function: protein binding. NCBI's taxonomy places the organism in Eukaryota, Metazoa, Mollusca, Bivalvia, Ostreida, Ostreidae. Bases 1 to 693 code for a protein of 230 amino acids. The transcript has 4 exons. The record is from RefSeq and is a predicted model, not a curated record.